Molecule: messenger RNA, 1182 nt
Organism: Amborella trichopoda
Lineage: Eukaryota; Viridiplantae; Streptophyta; Magnoliopsida; Amborellales; Amborellaceae
Product: aspartic proteinase CDR1
Cellular component (GO): extracellular region
Source: RefSeq, a predicted model, not a curated record
AUGGCAAACCUAAAAGCCUUCAUCUUCUUCUUCGUAUUCCAUCUCUCGCCCUUAGCCACUUCCUUGAAACUGACUAUACAGGUUUCAAAAGGAAUGAACACUCUGCAAACUUAUAUCGGCAACCCACCCAGGUAUUUCUUAUUGGUAAUGGAUACUGGAAUGGAUAUCACUUGGGUCCAAUGUACACCAUGUGUAAAUUGCAUCACUUAUAUUGAUGGUCGGUCCUUCGAUCCCACCGGCUCGAGCUCUUACCGAAAAAUCGAUUGUGCAGAACCGACUUGCAGGUUGGUUACAGCCGAUUGCUCAGGAACAUGCGCAUAUUCUCAAUACUACUUCGAUAGCUCGUAUUCGCAUGGUGACUUUGGUACUGAUAAUUUCACCUUGGUCUCUGAUACCGAUCACCGGCCCCAAUUUGGACCAAUAUAUUUUGGUUGUGGCCGCGACAGCCAUGUUUCAUUUGAUGGCCCAUCCGGGGUGAUCGGGCUUGGGAGAGGUCCUGAGUCACUUUUUAGCCAAUUACGUUUAUCAGUCGGCCCAAAGUUCUCCUACUGCCUUCCGCAACCUCAGUAUCUCGGGUCGUUGGUCUUUGGACCGCACCCGAAGAUGAAUCAAAGCGCUGUUCAAACAAUAGCGAUUCCUCGGUCUCAGGACUUCCCAAGUCAGUACAUCCUAGAGCUCUGGGGCAUCACCAUCGGAAACAUUCCCAUCCUCACCUCUACCCCUACCCCUGGUGGAACUAUUAAGCAAACUGACGAGCGAAUGCUUAUGGUCAUCGACACCUUCUCCCCUCUUACUUAUUUGCGGGCAGACAUACAUGCAAGAUUGCUCCAAGGCCUGCGUGAUACGAUCGGCUCUAAUUUUAUAGAGGUUAGUGGCCACCUCCCCCUUUGUUACAAUGUGACUGAUGAGAGUGAUAUGGCCCGGUUUCCGUCUGUUACAUUCUACUUCUCCGGUGGGGCGGCAUGGAAGGUCGACCCUCAAAAUAUGUUUCCAUGGGCGAGUCCUUAUAAGUAUUGCCUGGUUGUGGCGCCCGUUGAUGGUUUGGGGAUGUUCGGUAGUUGGGCACAAGUGGACAAGGCGGUGGAGUACGACGUUGACACAGAGCUCAUUUCCUUUGCUCCCGCCGAUUGCCAGGAGAACAGCGGCUUGCCUCCCGCCGAUUACAAGGAGAACAGUCACUAG